CCCUUCCCUCCCCGUGUGCGCAGUUCUGCUGCAGCCGAGCUCAGCUGCCCGGUGCGACCAGCGUCACACGUCAACGAGUCUCUGACGGCAUCGUCGGAUGUCAACCCGCUGCUACGGGAUAGCACCAAAGGAAAAAGUCCAAAGAAAGGUCGGCCAGUCACAGAAGAGCGCAGGAGAAAUUGAAGUAACCCAAACCAUAACUGUUCCCCUCUCUAUUUUGGUUCUGACCAAGUGGGUAUUGUUCUUCAAAUGGAUAAUGGAGACUGGGGCCAUAGGAUGACUGCUCCUGUUACCCUGAACGUGGGAGGCCACCUGUAUACCACCAGUUUAUCCACCCUGCAGCGCUACCCAGACUCCAUGCUGGGCGCCAUGUUCAGGGGAGAUUUCCCCACUACUCGUGAUUCCAAGGGGAAUUAUUUCAUCGAUCGGGAUGGAACACUUUUCCGAUACAUCCUGAACUUCCUGAGGACGUCCGAGCUCACCCUCCCCUUGGAUUUUACAGAGACAGACCUCCUGAGGAAGGAGGCGGACUUCUACCAGAUCGAGCCGUUGAUCCAGUGCCUCAGCGAUCCCAAGCCGCUGUACCCUCCUGACAUCUUCGAGGAGGUCGUGGAGCUCUCCAGCACUCGCAAACUGUCGAAAUACUCAAACCCGGUCGCCGUUAUCAUCACACAGCUAACUAUAACCACGAAGGUCCACGCCCUCCUGGAAGGUAUUUCCAAUAACUUCACCAAGUGGAACAAACACAUGAUGGACACCAGAGACUGUCAGGUGUCGUUCACCUUCGGUCCUUGUGACUAUCAUCAAGAGGUGUCCCUAAGGGUUCUCCUCAUGGACUACAUUAUGAAACAAGGUUUCACCAUCAGGAACACGCGUGUGCAUCACAUGAGUGAACGUGCCAACGAGAACACGGUGGAGCAUCACUGGACUUUCUGUAGACCAGCUAUCAAAGUUGAAGACUGAGUCACACCACAGAUGAUGUGGGUGAAAUGUAUCUUUUAUAUUACAUAAAUCUUUUUUCUUUUUUUUUACCCAACACAUUUGGCCCCCUUUUCAGUAAUGUAUUACCAAUAAUUCUUUUUUUUAUGUUGAUCAACGUGUCUCUUGACAGCACAAAAACUGUAAAAAUGUGAAUUCUGGAUUUAUUAAGUGUUUGAUAAAUCCAGAAGACUGUUAUCAUAGAAUAACACUGUGCUAACAAUACAUAUUUGACAUUUCUUGAGGUUACAAAACAAACUUUUUUAUGAAGCAGAAUGAACUUAUAAUUAUGAUUUUAUUCUUUAGGGAUACUAUUAAACCCCAAUGAUGCAAAUAUGUGGCUGCAUUGAUUUUAUUUUAAGCAAUAAUUGUGUUUUUAAUGUGAUUCCAAUACAUGCAUCUGUUUAAACCUAAAGUGGGAAAUAAAGUGAUAGUGAACAUGUUGCCAUGAAUGUAAAUUUAGACCACGAUCUCUGAGCAAAAAUGUAAAAAAGAAGAGAUUGUAAAAGUUGUCUUGGUCACAAGUCAAGUCACAAUAAGGAGUGUCCGUCUUUUUCCUUUUCUUUUUUGGACAUCUUAAUAAUAAAUUAUAAUAGUCUUUACCCCAGUGUCUUUCUGGAGAGUUGGCAGUAGGUUUUAGUCUCUUAGAGUAUGGUACUAUUUCUGAAGAACCUGGUAGCUGUUGCAUGUCUGUCUUGUAUAUAUUUAUGUGUAUUUGCUGUGUGUGCUUUGCAUUACAACGUCAUACUGUUACACUUCAGAGGUCAAAUCAACAUUGAUGUGUUUGGUCAUCCGAGCCAAAAUAAACCCAUUUGUGUAUUUGUCAGUUA
Messenger RNA from Scophthalmus maximus (turbot), 1808 nucleotides. RefSeq names its product potassium channel tetramerization domain containing 6b (gene kctd6b). Gene Ontology annotation, molecular function: protein binding. NCBI's taxonomy places the organism in Eukaryota, Metazoa, Chordata, Actinopteri, Pleuronectiformes, Scophthalmidae. The record is from RefSeq and is a predicted model, not a curated record. Gene Ontology annotation, biological process: protein homooligomerization. The transcript has 3 exons. The coding region runs from base 250 to 963 and encodes 237 amino acids.